UUGCUCGUCUCAUUAAAAGCUCGAGAUUAAGAACAUGGACCGAUACAUCAGUGAAGAGAAAGCGCUCAUAAGAGAAGCCAUAGAGGAGAAGAAGCGAUUUGCGUUACUUAAGCUCGAGAAAGCCAGGCAUUUUAAACAAAGAUGUCUAUCGAUCCAGGAAUACUUCCGACGAUUGGCGUGUUACAACAAAAUACCAUGCAUCAUGGAAUUCGUCGGAAGAUUGAAGAGUCCGACCAUUAAGUUCCAGGUGGUAAGCAGCCUCCCGCUGCAACAAUGCAAAAUUGAGUGCUAUUGGGCCGUAGACCCGCGAACUGAAGAUCCUUACCAAAAAAUGAUAUGGGACCACGACAGGACGUUUGAUGAAACAACAUUGAUUGAAACUCUGAGGAACGAUCUGCAAUGGUUCGACGGCAUCAGCGACGACCAUCAAUACCAUUUAAUGAUGCAAUUAUUAAGCUUGUGCAGCAGCAGCGUUAGAAGAAUGCUGUACCCACGGUUCCGUAAGGAACUCAGGGAGAAUUGGACGAAACUAAUGGCAUACAGAGAAGAACGAAUGUCUGUUUUCGAAACCAAAGAAAUGGCACUUGAUUCGGUGUAUGUGGAUCAUACAGAAGAAGUUGAAUACGAUCCAAAACAUCCCGCUACGAUAGAACUAAUGAAGCAGAGAAAGAAAUGGGCUGAUACAAUGAAUGAUUAUAAAAAGGAAGUCAUGGCGCCACCGCUAAAAGCUGAAAAUAGAAGUAAAAGUUCGGGGAAAUCGACGAAGACGAAUUCAAGCAUAAGAAGUACAAUUACGGAUUGUGACAUCGAUUUAAUCCAACUCUUACCGAUUUGGAUAGUGAAGAAUAUACUGAGUUACUUCAGCAAUAUCGAAUUGACCAACUUCAGCCUCGUUAACAAUUACUGGCAUUACGUGUGCGAAGACAUCAUAAAAGAGAGAAAAGCGAGAGAAAAGUUGACUCUAACGUUGGAAGCGUUGCGAGAAAAAAUCAACCCUAAAAUCUUCCAGAAAUUAGCAUCUCAGGAAUCGACGGAAGCAAAAGGACAAGUCAAAAGGCAAAAGGACCAUCCUCACUACGCGUACGCCGCCGUGGACAAGAGGCUGGUUCCCGAGAAGCUGAAGAACCUUUGCAACCACACUAUUUUCCACGAGGAUCAAUAUGCAACGAACGAUGGGAGAUUCGAGCCGUUCCCUAGAGUCAUCAAAGCCAAAGCAGAGCUACCCAAGACUCAACCAUGCGUUUUACAAGACAUCGGCGUAAAGUUCCACAUUGACGAAGACAUGGAGGAGCAACAGUCGUUUGUGACUUACCCGUUAAGCAGCAGUCGGAGCGAAAUAAUCCAUGGCGUCGAUGACUUGACUUUAAACGAAUGGUAAACUGUAUUGAAUAUAAACUAUACGGGUAUCUAUAAAGAUUUUAUAAACCGAAAGAAAUUGGAAAUACGUUUC
This is a messenger RNA of Phyllotreta striolata, 1450 nucleotides long. NCBI's taxonomy places the organism in Eukaryota, Metazoa, Arthropoda, Insecta, Coleoptera, Chrysomelidae. The record is from the annotation of a GenBank genome assembly.